AUGGCGAGACAAUUCGCAGCCAGGGAGCAAGCGGAACCCGCGUUUGCGUGGAAGCGCGAGCGAGCCCGGCUCGAGGAAGAGAACCGCGUUCUCGAGGCGCGGAUCGCGAAACUUGGCGAUAGCGGGGAAAGGGCCCAGGAGACGGCGCCUGAGGAGUCCCCGCGCUCUGAAUUCACCAUGGGUGUCAUGUUGCGGAGUCUCAACAUCGACCUGAGCGUCAUUGGGUAUGAUGCGGUGCAUGAAGCGUGGAGAUGA
Messenger RNA from Parascedosporium putredinis, 255 nucleotides. The record is from the annotation of a GenBank genome assembly. NCBI's taxonomy places the organism in Eukaryota, Fungi, Ascomycota, Sordariomycetes, Microascales, Microascaceae.